UCAGCCGUAACAGGGGUACAAGUCCGGCUCGAUCAGUGAAUGGUCUCCAGAGGACAAUACCAGCUUAAUCAUGAGGGUACUGGUGCUGGUCUGUUUCUGCGGUAUCGUUCGCCAUGCUAUCACACAAUGUAUCCAAACCCCAAAUGUCACUCCAAGCCCAACUGAUCCCCCACUUCCGAUCCUGCCCAGUGAAUUCCAAACCCGGGUGGAGGCGAACAUCGUAGACAAGGGUUUUACAGUGACCGCGGUCGAGUAUUUUAGUACACUAGAUAAAAAAGCCAGUGUCCAAAUUAUACGUGACGGGGACAUCACUACACUUCUGUUUGAUUACGCCAACAAUCAAUUGUUCUAUGUUAAAGAUAACCUAUGUCAGAUAGGCAAUCUAUCGUCCGACCCCAACACCAUGCUGUUUGGCGAUGAUAUGAUAAACGGAAUACCACACAUAGUCACAACUAAUGCAGCUCUUCACUUCCUCAAAUCCAACGGCCAGGUAUUUAAGGGUAAUACCACGGUUCGGGGUAUCAGUACCAACCACUGGCAGACUUGUCUACAGUGGCCGAAACUGAAGUCAACGUUCACCCUGGAUUACUAUUUCACAGUGGAUUCAUGGGUGGACCCCGUAGCAUUUCCCAAUAUUCCCGUCAGAGCUGUUGUCACGGGCUCACAGAUACAACCUUCUGGAAAGGCUGUUCACUUCACCCACACAUACGACUACGUUGACUUCCGGCCGGAGAUCAUGGAUGACACGUCUGUAUUUGAGACCCCGAGCGGAGUGAUUUGCUUUGGACGAGUGAGCACCAAGCCUAUCCCAACGUUGUCAACCAAAUUCCACUACCGAACUGAGAUCAUUACGUCAGAGGAGGACAGCAUCGUCACAUCUGACGUGUGGUAUGACGAUGAUUACAAGUUAGUACGGUAUGACUAUAAGAACGCCAGUCCGAUACCGCCUACCUAUACUGUGAACCCUCUGUCAGAAAUACACGACUUCAAUACAGGCAUCAGAUACAUCAGGGACCAAGUAACCGGAAACUGUACAAUUCUACCCAUCACCAACACGUCCUUCGAUUCGUUUGAAGCCCAGGGAACAUUUUCAUCAAGCAAGAGUUAUAUAGUACACAUGAAAAAUCCUCUGCAGCUCUUCUAUUUGGAUAACUCAUAUACCUAUGUUGGAAUGAGGAAAGCCCGCGGAGUUAUGUGCAAUGUAUUCUCAACCUUUCGUACAGACUUCAUGCUUGCUGGUAUGAGAACCAACGUCACAUUUGAAUACUACUUUCUACCGGAUACGUAUACGGAACACCCUGACGAUGGCAGUACUAACCCUGUCGACAUUCCCUUUAUGUUAAUAAUCAACGUUUUGUCCUUUGGAGAGGCACUUCCAGACUUCACUAUAAGGUACAACUUUCUCGACUUUGAUGAAGGCCAUCCAGAUAUGUCCGUAUUUGACGUAACGGAGUGUUACUCCAACCAAGCUAGUCUCCAGUUCAAGGUCAGAUUUCCAGGCUCCUACAAUCCGUAUACAGACUUACAGAUUCGACAGGGAGCUCAAACCUUAUUUGCCAUCAGCGCAAACGUGUCAAACAUUCGGAUCCAGAAUGUCCAACUGCAGAAUGACAACUCUAAUGUUUAUGUUACCGCUACUCUGCUAGAUAGAUCGCCGCCAUCUUCUCAGUUUACUUUGGUGGCGAGGAAGUCUAUAGAACAGAAGGGCGACCAGACAUAUGGGUACGUAGCCAGUGUGAAGGACUGUGCUCGGUACUGUAUCAACAACGUCAACUUUGUGUGUAACAGUUACGAAUGGUGCAGUGGUGACAACGACAAUAACUGUCGUCUCAGCAAGCGUCACAUCGGGGACGGAUCAGUCCUACAGGAGAGCACGUGCGACCAUUAUUCUAGAACGGUGACAGGGCCAGUUGUGGAGGAGAUCGACGUUUAUCGUGCUUAUAAUAAUUUACGCCAAGCUGUGUACAGCAAUAUGUUGCAGCUACCAGCAUACGAGGUAGACAUGACGACCACAUAUUACAAUGCAAUAGAUGUUGAGAUUAUAUUUGGAUGGUUAUCGCCUGAUCCUUUCCCCGCUGUGGAUAGCCAAUUUUCAUAUUUACUGGAAAUUGUUGUCCCGAAUGUGAAGAUGGCAUAUGAAGCACACAUUUGGUACGACUAUACUUAUAAACUGGUGCGAUAUGACAUGGCUACUUCUCCGCCUGGUGGUAAAUUCAACACUGGAAACCCGAUGACGUACAUAAACGACUUCAACACAGGCCUGGCCUACACUAUAGACAAGACAUUCGGGAACUGUAGCAUAACGCCAGUCGGAAACAGUACCUUCGAUUCCAACCCUAACAGGAAUGAUGCUCUCAAAAAUGGCGCCUAUGUCGUUCAGAUGAAGAAUCCGUUGGAAUUCUUUGAUGUUGACAACGAGUAUAAAUAUGCUGGACAGAAAACCAUACGGGGGAUUCUGUGUAUAGUUUUUGAGACCAUCACUCAGGAAUUCAAACUACAGGGUGUGGCUACAAAAUUUACAAGUCGUCUGCAGUUCUACUUUGCUUAUGACGAUUGGAAGGUGACACCAUCUGGCAGUAAUAUUCCCGCCCAAUCACAGCCAGUACGUAUGGACGUCUCCUCUGAGGAGAUCGGCUUGUUCCUUACCUACAACUUGUUCGACUUUAACAUACAGGACCCUGACCUGACAAACUUUGACAUCACUCCCUGUUUUGGAGGGACAGAGAAACGAGAUUUCUUAAUCCGAUUUCCUGGUCAAUAUCAUCCCGUUCUAGAUGCUAAUGAGAAGCUUUUUCUAAAGACGGCACAGACCCAGCUAGCUAAGGCGUCCAUGUCAUCACCCAUAAGGUUCCAACGGACAGAGUUGGUGUACGACAAUAACUAUGUACGCCUCAUAGGGACUGUUGUCAACGUGGCUCCUUUCAUUGUUGAUUUCACUAAGACCUCAUCAAAGUCAAACCCUCAUAAGAGUGAUGCAAAAUAUAAUCAGGUCAAGUCUGCAAGUGAUUGUGCCACUAUGUGCCGAGCAGAGAGUAAUUUCCCUUGUGAGAGUUUUGACUACUGCAGCGCCACCUCAACCUGUCUUCUCAGCAGGGAGCACGUGGACGAUGGUGCUAUACUCACAUCCAGUACAAUGUGUGAUCACUACUCACGCACCGUGAAUAGUACAGAUAGUGCUCAGCCAGGUAUAGACGCCAUUAUGAUCAAGUUGAACGACGCCGUAUACAAGGGACUUUUCCAGAUACCUAUACCGUACGGCGGAAAUACAACGCUUUUCAUCGCUGACAAAAUCAGGGACAAUUUGGCGAGGGCGAAUCGAGAUCCAACGUCAGGCCAGGUUCUCAGUCACUUUAAUGUAACGAAGAACAACAUCCUGGCCCUGUCACACAGUGGCUACGUGGCUGGGAUAUCUGUGGAUGAGUGUGCCGACGCCUGCCUGACGGAGAUGUCCUACGACUGUCUUUCGUUUGAUUUUUGCUACAAGAGUGGUGACUGUCUGCUGUAUAAGGUACAUCCUGACGCCCAGCCAGCUAACCUGACACAUCACGACUUCUGUGACCUGUACUCACGUACCUACCUGGACAAGUAUACGCCCAAUCCCGGUAUGGUGGUCUCCGUAACGGCCGAUAAAGAGAUCGACAUGGUCAAUUCCGACAACCUGUGUGCCAAACAGUGCUCCCAGUACGACGGAUUUCCCUGCAAGUCAUUCGAGUAUUGCUUCAAUACCAAGACGUGUCGCCUCAUGAAGAAGCAUCGACUUGACCUUCCCGCCAAUUCCCUUGUUGCCAGCCCGACAUGUUCGUUUUACACAAGAAACUACAUAGACGACUUUCAAAAGAAGUCUCGAUCCAGCAUGACGUUUGGUCCGACACUGGACUACACAGAUGUAACAGUGGACGACUGUGCCAAGCUUUGUGUGACGACAGAAUCAUCCAACUGUCAGACAUUCGCCUUCUGUAACAAAACGUCACUGUGUCGACUGACUAGUAACCGGCCACUUCAGAAAGGAAUUCAGGUCACACAUGACGUGUGCGACCUUUACAUAAGGAAGUACGUCCCUAUCAGUGGGUCCCAGGCUAACACCGGGGCGUCUCCGGCAUCAGGCAGUAAUAAUUCAAACACCGGCUAUAGUGCAGGCGCAAUGGCCGGUGUAGGUAUUGGGCUAUUCCUUCCUGGACUUGUGAUAGGAGCUGUCAUAGCAUUCUACUUCCGGCGGAAACAAGACCUGUCUAUGGAAGAGAUGGAUAUGCAGCAGAUCGUCAAAGACUGAUGUGUUGUUUAGACUGAAGCUGUUUAUAAUGUGUUGUUUAAGCGGAAGUUGUUUACGGUGUGUUGUUUAGACAAGUGUUGUUUAUGAUGUGAUGUUUAGGCGGAAGUUCCCAAUAGGGUACGUACCACAUUGAUACAGACAUAAUUGUAACAUGAUUAAUAUAUUUGCAUAUAUAUAAAUCAAAUUGAUAUAAUUAGAAUUUUCAAAUCUGUAUGAAACUUUGACAAAAAAGACUGUCAGGUCUUUAAGUUAAGAUAUGUAUGUCUGUGUAUGAUCGCAAGAAAGAAAGAACGUUGAACGAGAUACAAAACGUAUGCCAGAAUGAAAUAUUCGUGUAAAAGUUGUGUUUAAAGUAUAUAAAUGCAAGUUAUCUACAUGUACAUUAUUGUAAAAUGUGUAUUAGUAUUGCGUCGAAUUAGUGGUAUCAUAUAUAUGUAUCGAACAUUUUAAGUUAGCAACAAAGAUAGGUUUUUAGAACAUUUGAUUUUCACGUUAUAUGUUUUUUUUGUAUUAUUUUGGAGGUUUGGAGGUUUGAAUUUAACAUAACAUGUAUCUGAACAAAGUUAUGUUGGUAUUCUAGUCGUUUAUACUUCCAUUGCAAUGUUCGCCAUUAUAAAAUUUGCAAUUUGAAAUUCUUUUUGACAACACAACCAUAUAACUAAUCUAAGUUUCUGCCUAUAACAACUUAACCCAAUUGGGUUUGUAUUGUCAGUGUCCAUUGUAAAGUGGAGCUGCCGACAAGAAAUUGUUGCAAGUAAAACUACAUUUACGAAGAGUUUUAGUUCUCUGUACAUACCAAUAUUUUACCACGAUCAUGUUGUAAUAACUAACCUCACAGACCAUGGAAGUGUGCAAUGUUCUUUUUCUUCUAAUCUCAUUGUUAAAGUGCAAUCAUUUCCAUGUAUCAGUUGUAUUUGUUUAACGAAUAAAAGUGUAAGAACGUCGA
Molecule: messenger RNA, 5216 nt
Organism: Pecten maximus
Lineage: Eukaryota; Metazoa; Mollusca; Bivalvia; Pectinida; Pectinidae
Exons: 31
Coding region: 71-4270 (1399 amino acids)
Source: RefSeq, a predicted model, not a curated record